UUUUCAAUGGCACAUAAGAGAUGAGUUAUAUUUUUCGGUGGCAUAGAAGGAAUUUACUCGCCUUUCGCCGGGGAGGUCGGAAAAGGAGCUCGAGCCGGAGAGCGGCGGCGGCGAGCGUGCCAAGCAGGCGCAGCCAGGCGGCCUUCUUCGGUGGCCGGGGCGCCGGCGCUGGGGACCUCAGCUCAGCUCAGCUCGCCGGUGAGGAAACGACCAGCUGGAGCACUGGACGGGUGGAAGUAAUGGGAUCGGCGACCCGUAAUAAAUCGGCCCACCAACUAGUGUCCUGUCCUCCUCGAGCGUGACCAGCGACAGCAAGUGAUGGCCAAUGGCUAUGCACUCGGCCGCACGCAUCAUGCCGCGCAGCUGCUUCCUCACUCCCACUAGCAGCAGCCGCAGCUCCUGCCGCCGCGCCAUGUGCUCGCCGCCUCUGCCUCCCGCGCACUGAACCUGAACGCCGCCGCACCGACACGCCCACAGGAAGGCAGGCAGGCAGGCACCGCCGCGGACCACCAUGCGCCCGCCCCGCCGGCCGCGGCCCCCGUCCCCGGCGCCCGCGCCCGCGCCCGCGCCGUCCCCCUCUCGCGACGCCGCCAGCCAUUCGCCGCCUUCUCCCUACGCGGCGGCGUUCGUGCCCUCCCCGGGCCCUUCGCCGGGUCCCGGUCCAGGUCCUGCGCCGGAGCAAUCCGCGCUGGCGCCGGUCGCGGGCGGCGGGAAGCGGGCGGGCGGGAGCCUGAGCCCGCCGCUCAUCGCGAUGCUGGCGGUGGUGGGCGCGGCGCUGCUGGUGGUGCUGUACGCGCGCCUGGUGAGCCGGGUGUUCCGCGCGGCGCGGCGGCGGUGGCGCCGGCGCCGGCUGCGGCUGCUCAUGGCCCCGGGCGGCGGCUACUCGCCGUCCUCCGCGCGCGGCGGCGGCGGCGGGGACGGCUCCUUCGGGUCCUUCACCACCUACGACAACUACUACCACACCUUCUCCCCCUACUGCGGCCUCGACGUCGCCGCCAUCAAGUCGCUGCCCUCGGCGCAGUACCUCGCGGCCGCCGCGCGGGGGUCGGGGGCGUCCAGGGAGUGCGCCGUGUGCCUGCUCGAGUUCGAGGACGGCGACGAGCUCCGCGCGCUGCCGCUGUGCGCGCACGCCUUCCACGCCGACUGCAUCGACGUCUGGCUCCGCGCGCACGCCUCCUGCCCGCUCUGCCGCGCCGCCGUCGCGCUCCCGCCGCCCGUCGCGUCGCCGCUCCACCGCGCCGCGCGGCGGGUGCGGCCCAGCCUCGACGACCUCCUCUUCUUCCACCCGGUCCCGCCCGACGCCGCCGCGCAGCCCGAUAUCGCGCCGGCCAGCCCGGACCAGCUCCGCGGCGCCAGGGACUUGCUGCUGCUCAAGCGCUCCUACUCCUUCGGCUUCGAGCGCAGCCUCGCCGUGGAGGCCGCGUCCACGGCCUCCCCUCCCUGGCGCUACCGCGUCUCCUCCGCCGCCGCCGCCGGCGGCGACGGCGCCACCUCCCGCGGCCGCAGCUUCUGGAGCAAGCGCUGGCCGUCCCCGUUCGGCGGCGGGGGCGGGGGCUCCGCGGCCGCCGCCCGCGUCUUCUCCUUCCGCUCGUACCGCUCCGCGGCGGGCAAGUCCUCCCCCUUCUCCCGCCGCCGCGGCCACGGCGGGGCCGGGAGCGGGUUCUUCAUGUCGCUGGCGUCGGAGCCGCCCUCGAUCCUGGCCGCGGCGAGGCGGGGCCGCGCGGCCGCCGCGUCCAGCCGGCUUCGGUGCGGGGACCCCGAGGCGCUGCUCUCGCCGGACCGGCUCAGCCGCUGACCCCGCCCGCCGCCGGCGGUGACGCGACCGCGCCGCGGUGGUGAGCGGAUCUCGGUGGCGCGGUGGGCCUGGCGCCCGCGUGGGGGCGGGGGCGGGGCAGUAAUGGCACAUUGGCACGAGUAAAUGCGAGGCCCUGCCUGCCAAGGUUUUAAUGGCGGGAGGACGCGCGCCCAGAGCGAGCCGUGUCGCUUCCCGCAGCAGGCAACAGUGCCACUGCCUCGGCUUGCCGCCGGUUUCAACUUUGAAAUUUUGGCUCCUUCCUUUGUCCCCGUCUCCUCCGGCCACAGCCGUCUGACUACUUGACCAAGCGCGUGUCCAUGGUGAUGGUGGUGGAAGGCCGUCCGAUCAGAAAACGACGGCGGCGUCCGGCGGUUGACCGGAGCCGUCGUUUUCUCGCCGGACGGUCCGGCUCAUCGGAGGGAACGGAGGAUGAUCCCGGUUCCAUUGGUCUGAUGGACCGUCUGUGUGCUGUCUUGUGUGUUCCGAACUGUGUCCCUGCUCAGUGGUGUUAUUAAUUACUACUAGCUUGCUGUAAUAAUUUAGUAAGGCUGUGUGUAGUUCCCAAAUUUUUUUAUAAUAUUUAUCACAUCAAAUUUUUAGAAUA
Molecule: messenger RNA, 2399 nt
Organism: Panicum virgatum (switchgrass)
Lineage: Eukaryota; Viridiplantae; Streptophyta; Magnoliopsida; Poales; Poaceae
Product: RING-H2 finger protein ATL65-like
Exons: 1
Coding region: 512-1795 (427 amino acids)
Biological process (GO): protein ubiquitination
Molecular function (GO): transferase activity
Source: RefSeq, a predicted model, not a curated record